This is a messenger RNA of Fusarium tjaetaba, 897 nucleotides long. Its product is annotated as P-loop containing protein. The record is from RefSeq and is a predicted model, not a curated record. The coding region runs from base 1 to 897 and encodes 298 amino acids. The transcript has 2 exons. NCBI's taxonomy places the organism in Eukaryota, Fungi, Ascomycota, Sordariomycetes, Hypocreales, Nectriaceae.
AUGGCGUCUCCUCUCGAGCGCCCGGCUCUGGGGCAACUUGCCAGCUUGGGAAGUCUAUAUGAUGCCCGUAGCGACAACUUCCUUGGGAUGUCUCUUUCUGACAAAUCCUUUCCUCCCUACGCUAUGGAAACUACAGAAAACCCGUCUUCCAACAUCAAAUUUAUCUUUGAUGAUACGCUGAAGGGCAAGUUCGCUGUUCUUGGCGUCAAAGAUGAAUUGGGAGUCAGUAUCCUAGCUGGACUCGCGAAGUGCUCUCUACUUUGCGAUAUCGCGACUGUAUAUGAGAAGCUCAACUUCGCUGCAAGUGGCGUCAAGGAAUGCAUCGAGCUACGCGAAUUGGACACUGAUGUCGCUACUCACGUCGUGACUGGUAUUAGUUGGGGUCAACGCUAUGUGUUCACUACUAAAAAACAACUCCACCCUUCUGAAGACAGCAGCAAUGUUUCGAAGAAAUUAGCCGCAACUCUCACUCUGAUUGAAGAAGAGCUACUUAGAGAUGGUGCCCCUAUUUGUCUUGAAGACUCUGCGGAGAUUAACGUCUUUAGAGAUAACCUUGGCAUAGUUCCCAUCCUUACUGACUUGGCCGGUGCCCAGAACAUCAUCAAGGGUAUACCUGGUGACAGUUUGGGAAGGCCACUGGUCUACCACUUAAUGCCACUGUCUUUCCUCGCAGAGUUUCAGAUACUUGAUGUCAAGGCCGACAUCACCUACCGUCAGUUAGGGACCGACUGCGCAAAAGAGUGUGUGAAGUUGUUUGACGACAUUCAAGCUGCAACCCAGCAACUUAAUGACUACAUCAUCAGACUACAGAACCACCCUGCCGGUUUUCCGCCUGGACAUACUGAAUCAACUGCACAAAUUCUUGCUAAGUACAAAAGUCUCGGAGACCUACCAUAG